This is a messenger RNA of Oppiella nova, 525 nucleotides long. Lineage: Eukaryota; Metazoa; Arthropoda; Arachnida; Sarcoptiformes; Oppiidae. The record is from the annotation of a GenBank genome assembly.
GCCUAUCUUUAUUACGGAACCGCUCUCUUAGAGUUGGCCCGACUUGAAGACGGACUCUUCGAUGGUGUCGUUCACACCAAAUUGGCCGAUGUGUCCGAGACUGAAGACGAAGAAGAAGCCGAUGACGAGGAAGGAGAGGGAGAAGAAGAAGGAGAAGGAGAACCAGAGGAUGAAUCACAAGAUUCUCAAACCAAAACCGAAGACAAGAAAACGGAUACCGAAGAGGAUAUCGAAGAUUCGGACGAAGAGAAGAGAAAACUGAGAGAAAAAUUAGAAAAUGAAGCGUCGGUUGUGAUGAAGUCGAGUGCGAGCGCCGACACGGAAGCGCCCGAAUGUGUUGCCUCUACUUCUAAGGGCGAGACCAGUGCUGCAGACAAGGGAGAGGACACCGAAGACGAUGCCUCCAAUAUAGAGGUCUCGUGGGAAGUGCUGUCUUUGGCAAAGGCUGUGUUCUUGAGAUAUAUCGAUAAGAAUGACAAUAAACUGAAAUUAUCGGAAACAUUGCAAAAGUUGGGAGAAAUCAGU